AUGGCUGGAGCUGUGCGGCAACCGAUUGAUAUUCCAUCUUUGGAACGGUAUCUUAACCAAGCUGUACCGGAGAUCGCAACUCCGUUGGAUGUGAAACAGUUCACCUUCGGUCAAUCAAACCCUACAUACCAACUCACUGCCCCUGACGGAAAACAAUAUGUCCUGCGCAAGAAGCCCCCAGGCAAGCUACUCUCCAAGACCGCGCACAAGGUCGAACGUGAAUACAAAAUCAUCCAUGCGCUUCAAAAUACGGACGUACCCGUACCCAAGGCAUACUGUCUCUGCGAAGAUGAAAAGGUCAUCGGUACACCAUUCUACAUUAUGGAGUUUCUGGACGGGCGGAAGUAUGAGGAUCCCGCUAUGCCUGGGGUGAGCGCGGAGGAGAGAAAUGCGCUAUGGCAGAGCGCAGUCCGAACAUUAGCCAAAUUCCACAGCGUGGACCCCAAGUCGGUGGGCUUGGAAAGUUUUGGAAAACCAACCGGUUUCUACGACCGUCAGCUCCGGACCUUUUCUGCUGUAUCGCUGGCACAGUCGCAGGCUGUAGAUGUUGAAACCAAAGAGCCUGUCGGAGAACUCCCACACUUUAAGGAUAUGGUGGCCUUUUUCUCAAACAAGGCAACACAACCCAAGGACCGAGGCACAUUGGUGCAUGGUGACUAUAAGAUUGAUAACAUGAUCUUCCACAAGACCGAAGCCCGGGUGAUUGGAAUCUUAGACUGGGAGAUGGCAACAGUGGGACACCCGUUGUCGGACCUUUGCAACCUCACCAGUCCGUAUUUCCUGAACGGGGCAGACUUUAACAAAGAGAAGUUCCGACCUGGGGCAGUUCCCGGACUGCCUACUCGCGCAGACUGCAUUCGAUGGUACGGCGAAGUAGCAGGCUGGGACCCGACACCGGAGAUACUCUGGGGUGAUGCCUUCUUUACCUACCGGAGCUCGAUCAUCAUGCAGGGCAUCGCAGCACGAGUAGCCCAGAGACAGGCGAGCAGUGCCCGGGCGGGCGAAUACGCCCGGAAUGCCAAACCGAUGGCAUCAGAAGCGUGGGCACGAGUGAAGGAGGUACAAAAGCAAUCACCAAAGGGUAAACUGUAG
This is a messenger RNA of Aspergillus wentii DTO 134E9, 1092 nucleotides long. Its product is annotated as phosphotransferase family protein. NCBI's taxonomy places the organism in Eukaryota, Fungi, Ascomycota, Eurotiomycetes, Eurotiales, Aspergillaceae. The record is from RefSeq and is a predicted model, not a curated record. The coding region runs from base 1 to 1092 and encodes 363 amino acids. The transcript is spliced from 3 exons.